Molecule: messenger RNA, 591 nt
Organism: Lodderomyces parapsilosis
Lineage: Eukaryota; Fungi; Ascomycota; Pichiomycetes; Serinales; Debaryomycetaceae
Exons: 1
Coding region: 1-591 (196 amino acids)
Source: RefSeq, a predicted model, not a curated record
AUGACAUUCCCGCCUCCAGAAAUAACAGACAUUGUUCAAGAAAUAGCAUCAAUACUACGAUCUAGGAACCAAACAUUGGCCAUUUCAGAAGCUGCUUGUGGUGGAUUAAUAUCAGCCUACAUAGUCUCAGUCCCCGGUGCCUCUGAUUUCUACAUUGGCGGUAAAUUACUAUACUCAUUGAAACAAAGAUUGAAACUUUCAGGUUGGUCAGAUGAAGAAAUUGCCAAUUAUAUGGGUCCUAGUGAACAAGUGGCUUUGAAAUUGGCAAGAACGGCUAGGUAUGAAUUGGGCUCGACUUAUGUUCUUUCUGAAACUGGGUUUGCUGGACCUUCGACUGAUUUGCAUUUAUCCAAUAGGGAAAAUGAGAGUGCAACUCUGGCGAGUGAAGUGAAGAAGACGAGUAAUAGUAAUGGAAACGGAAAUGAAAAUGGUAGAGUUGUACCACAUGUGGGUACGGUAUUUCUUGGAUUCACGGGACCCAAUGGUGAUUUCUCAACGGAAAAGGAAUUUGGCAAUCAAGAGAGAUCAAAGAAUAUGAGUGAUUUUGCCAAGUUUGCCUUGGAGUUUUUGUUGGAACAAUUGCGAAAAUAA